Molecule: messenger RNA, 2061 nt
Organism: Serpula lacrymans var. lacrymans S7.9
Lineage: Eukaryota; Fungi; Basidiomycota; Agaricomycetes; Boletales; Serpulaceae
Exons: 19
Coding region: 1-2061 (686 amino acids)
Biological process (GO): calcium ion transmembrane transport; intracellular calcium ion homeostasis
Cellular component (GO): fungal-type vacuole membrane
Molecular function (GO): calcium:proton antiporter activity
Source: RefSeq, a predicted model, not a curated record
AUGAAGAUUUGUGGUUCUGGCCCUCAAGCUAGUCCACAAAAGGCAACCUCGGCAGGCAUUCAUGGAGGUCUCGCUAAAAUUGAACUUCGUUUAAGCUGUCCUCACUAUCGUUUUUCAAACAACAUCCACGCUCAGCCUGGUCUGAAGGCAAGUGGGGGCAAGUCUCCGUCAACUGCACCAUUCGGUAUCUCUUCAAGCUUGAUGUCACCCGCCUCUGUGAAGUCUGCUACACUCGGCGUGCCAGACAGCAGAAGUAACUCACCACCUGUUGCUGAGCAGGAGUACCGCGACGACCAAAGUUUUUCCGAUGUUCCUUUACACGAUGGUUUGCAGCCUUUACCUCCUUUCCGUGUAGAUACUCGCCUUUCUGCACUAUCGUGCGAUUCAACUGCUAACCUAAUGGACCUGGAGAAUGGCGCACCUUUGCACAAGGAAGCGGAGAUGAAGAGAUCAGGUUUUCCAUGGUCCCUCAUUUCAUGUGUACGAUCAUCUUUUGGCAAGGGAAUAUCAGAGAGAGGUCAAAGUGCCGCAGACGUGACAAGUAUAUGGCAUGGUUGGAGGUUGAUCGUUUUUGGUUCAUGGCUAAAUGUCUUGCUUUUCCUUAUUCCGGUUUCUUGGAUUAUAGGUCUUGACCUCGAUGAGUCACACACACUAGUAUUCAUUCUUUCAGUCCUUUCAAUGAUACCCUUGGUGAAGCUUCAUGAUCUGGGAACACACGAACUAGCAUCACGCUUGGGUGGCACCAAAGCAGGUCUGCUCAAUGCCAGCCUGAGUAACACGGUCGAACUGGUCAUCGCAAUCAGUGCACUGAGGAAAUGCGAGCUCAAUGUCGUACAAUCCUCACUGGUCGGCUCUAUACUAAGCAAACUUCUGCUGGUUCUGGGAAUGUGUUUUUUUGCUGGUGGGCUCCGGUUUUCAGAGCAGGAACUUGAUCACACUGCCACCCAAAUACAUUCCUCUCUCCUUAGUCUCAGUACCGGCGCCUUACUUCUCCCCGCUGCAUACCAUUUUGCAAUCAGUGGCAACAGAGAUUUCGGAUCGGUCGAGCAGAAGAGAGACAUACUUCGUAUGAGCCAUGGUUGGAACCAUGUAAAACUUGCGCUAGAUCCUUACUCGUAUUGGAAUGUCACAGUCUAUGCUGCCUACCUCCUUUUUCAAUUGUGGUCCCACCCACACUUAUACAAGGAUGCGAAGAAGAAUAGUAACAAGCUAUCUGUCAAGAUACCAAUCGAUCCUUUCUCUCGUCUCGAGAAGCGACUGACCUCGUCAGAUGGGGAUACAGCAAGCUUAGCCGGUCGAUGGAGCUUACAUUCCACGUCCAGACCUUUUACUCUGUCGAAACCAUCCCCAUUGUACAGAACUUCGUAUGCCAGCUCAGCCUUGGGGUCAACCUCUGAGGCAACGAUAACCAGCCCAGAAGGAGAUAUCAUGCCUGCUGCCAUAGAAAGCUCUCAGGAAAUGCGCGGCAUUAGAAGUCGUAAGGAAAGAAUUAGGGCCCCGACCAUAGAAAGGAUCACAUCUCAGACUACGUUAACACUUGAACCUGAACCCAUGAAAAUUCAAGAAUUGCCACAGUCUCCUAGCUCGGAAAUACCAACUCCAAAGGAACCGAAACUUAGCUGGACAAUGACACUUACCCUCUUGGUCGUUGUAACUGUUGCUGUUGCUGUCACUGCAGAGGACUUGGUGGAGUCUAUGGACGGGAUCUCGAUGACAAUCAGCAAACAGUGGAUAGGUCUUAUUCUCUUGCCAGCCGUAAGCUCCAUUGCAGAAUGUGUGACUGCUGUAAAUGUUUCAGUCAAGGAUCAGCUGACGCUGAGCGUUAGUGUUGCAGUUGGAUCCGCUAUUCAAAUGGCCCUUCUAGUUGUUCCAUUCACUGUCCUCCUUGGCUGGGUAAUGCAAAAGCCCCUAGCCCUUCUCUUCGACCCUUUCGAAUCUGUAGUUCUUUAUAUAUCAGUGCAAACCAUGACCUAUGUCACAGCAGACGGGAAAUCAAACUGGCUAGAAGGGAUCAUCUUGAUGUGUGAGCUCAUUGCCUUCGUUCGUUUCUGUGAUUUGUGA